Messenger RNA from Saimiri boliviensis boliviensis (Bolivian squirrel monkey), 2976 nucleotides. RefSeq names its product lysine demethylase 4D (gene KDM4D). Gene Ontology annotation, biological process: regulation of gene expression; chromatin remodeling. Gene Ontology annotation, cellular component: chromatin; nucleus. Gene Ontology annotation, molecular function: histone H3K9 demethylase activity. The record is from RefSeq and is a predicted model, not a curated record. Lineage: Eukaryota; Metazoa; Chordata; Mammalia; Primates; Cebidae.
AAGGGGCGGGGCCAAAACGGCCCAGGGGGCGGGCGUUUGAAAUCAGUGCCUUAGAGUAGACCCUAAACAUCAUUUUAUACCUUCAAGAACCAAUUACUUAAUGUCUCUUCCGUCUUUUCCGUCCCCGACCCCCUCCCAGACUCCAUUCCGGUACUGCGUGGACGGAAAGCCCCGGGUAGCCGACACCACGUCCCCGGCUAGCGGGCUAGGGCGUGGAAAAGGAUUACACCAAACUGUUUAAAUCCAGCGACUCCUGCUUCCAUCCUUUCUCCUGAGCUAGAACCAACAAGCCUAGAGAGUUGGGCUUCGGAAAAACUAGUGUUUUCAUUUAAUUGGAUAUGAAGAAAGAACAAAUAAGUACGGGGCAACCACGAUCUUUAUAAAGAACAUAAGUUCCAGGAAAGCAGGAACCUUGUCUCUCUUGUUCACUGGGUGUAUCCUCUGCAUAUAGAACAGUGCCUGACACAUAAUAGGUGCUGAAUUUUGUUCUAAACACUGAGGACAUACUCUGCUACAUUUGGGUCACCCCCCCCUGCCCAGGUCUGAGUAAUUCAAUAGACUUUAAGAAGACAGAGCCCAGCAGCAACUGAAACAUAAGAGUUGCAGGGUCAGCUAACGUCAAUGCCUGGGCAAAGUUGCUGCCCAGAGUGGAAUCUCCCUGGUGAAUAAACAAGCCUGAGAAAGAUUAUCAUCUCAUUUGCAAAAAAAAUAGGCUUAGGCUGGUAGAUCCUGCUACCUCAUAGAUACACCAACCUAGUUUUUUUUAAAAGUAGCAUUUUCCUACAUCAUCAACUACAUAGAACAUACCUAAACACUGGGCGUUUACUGCUAAUUAAAUGGAAACUAUGAAGUCUAAGGCCAACUGUGCCCAGAAUCCAAACUGUAACAUAAUGAUAUUUUAUCCAACCAAAGAAGAGUUUAAUGAUUUUGAUAAAUAUAUUGCUUACAUGGAAUCCCAAGGUGCACACAGAGCUGGCUUGGCUAAGAUAAUUCCACCUAAAGAAUGGAAAGCCAGAGAGACCUAUGAUAAUAUCAGUGAAAUCUUAAUAGCCACUCCCCUCCAGCAGAUGGCCUCUGGGCGGGCAGGGGUGUUUACUCAAUAUCAUAAAAAGAAGAAAGCCAUGACCGUCGGGGAGUAUCGCCAUUUGGCAAACAGUGAAAAAUAUCGGACUCCACCACACCUGAAUUUCGAAGAUUUGGAGCGAAAAUACUGGAAGAACCGCAUCUAUAAUUCACCAAUUUAUGGUGCUGACAUCAGUGGCUCCUUGUUUGAUGAAAACACUAAACAAUGGAAUCUUGGGCACCUGGGAACAAUUCAGGACCUGCUGGAGCAGGAAUGUGGGGUUGUCAUCGAGGGCGUCAACACCCCCUACUUGUACUUUGGCAUGUGGAAGACCACGUUCGCUUGGCACACGGAGGACAUGGACCUUUACAGCAUCAACUACCUGCACCUUGGGGAGCCCAAAACAUGGUACGCAGUGCCCCCAGAACAUGGCCAGCGCCUGGAGCGCCUGGCCCGGGAGCUCUUUCCAGGCAGUUCCCGGGGCUGUGAGGCCUUCCUGCGCCACAAGGUGGCCCUCAUCUCCCCUGCCGUUCUCAAAGAGAACGGGAUUCCCUUCAAUCGCAUGACUCAGGAGGCUGGGGAGUUCAUGGUGACCUUUCCCUAUGGCUAUCAUGCAGGCUUCAACCAUGGCUUCAACUGUGCAGAGGCCAUCAACUUUGCCACUCCACGAUGGAUUGAUUAUGGCAAAGUGGCCUCUCAGUGUAGCUGUGGGGAGGCGAGGGUGACCUUUUCGAUGGACGCCUUUGUGCGCAUCCUGCAACCCGAGCGCUAUGAGCUGUGGAAACGUGGGCAAGACAGGGCAGUUGUGGACCACAUGGAGCCGACGGUACCGGCCAGUCAAGAGCUGAACACCCAGAAGGAAGUCAAGUUGCCUAGGAGGGCAGCGUUGGGACUGAGACAACUCCCGCCCCACUGGGCCCGGCAUUCCCCUUUGCUUAUGGCUGCCCGCAGUGGGACUCGCUCCCACACCCUUGUGUGCACUUCACUCCCACGCCGAUCUGCAGUCAGUGGCACUGCUGCGCAGCCCAGAGAUGCUGCUGUCCACAGCUCUGGGAAGCCCAGAUCAACUCUAUCAUCCACCCCUGGUCCAUCUGCACAGAUUAUCCACCCGUCAAAUGGCAGACGUGGUCGUGGUCGCCCUCCUCAGAAACUGAGAGCUCAGGAGCUGACCCUCCAGAUUCCAGCCAAAAGGCCCCUCUUGCUGCAUACGACUUGCACAGCUUCGGGCCCAGAACCUGAGCCCCUGCCUGAGGAUGGGGCUUUGAUGGACAAGCCUGUACCACUGAGCCCAGACCUCCAGCAUCCUGUUAAGGCUUCUGGGUGCAGCUGGGCUUCUGUGCCCUAAGCCCAUGGGCUGCCUUUAUAUCUACUGCUCUGCUGUGUGGAAAUUUGAUGAAAUUGGUUACAUUUACAUACCAGAACUUUGGUUGAGUUUGCAGGACUGUGGUCAUGCAUGAAAGAGCCCCUCUGGUGAUGCCCUUGGAUGCUGCCAAGUCCAUGGUAAUUUUCAAUUUUGCCAUAUUUUGUUCUUCCUACCGGCCCCUGGAAUGUCUUUGGAUAUUGCUAAAAUCUAUGUCUGCGGCUGUGGUUUUAUCCACUGGACACAUUUGUGUCUGGGAACUAGGUUUUGCUGAGAUUAGUGUAACCUGGUAUACACAACUACCAUCCUCUGGACCAACUAUGGAAGCUGCUGCAUUUGUGAAGAAUCCUGAGCUUUGAUUCCUCUUUAGUCUCCCCAUUUGUUUCUUCCCCUCCCUACCCCCUUUUUCUCAUAAAACUAGGCCCUUUUUACAGAUAAGGUCAGUAGAGUUCCAGAAUAAAAGAUAUGACUUUUCUGAGUUAUUUAUGUACUUAAAAUGUGUUGUCACCAGUAUUUGUUCCCAAAAAUAUUAAAAGUAACCAAAAUGUUGAAA